AAGAACCUUUCUGAUCCGUACAGAUAUAGAAGCCUGAACCCUAACUUGUUUCUCAGCCGUUGAUUCUUAAACACCCAACGCCCAACCGCUCUCUGUCUCUUUCUCAUUCACUGCCCAUUUAUAUCUAUCGGAACUCCAGAACAAAGAAAAACGAUCCGUUGUCUCUGUCUGUACACCUGGCCCUCCACCUCACUUCUUCGUUACGACCAUAACAGAACCUGUUCACUUGAGGGCUGGUGGAGUAAAUGGUGGGAAGAGCUCUGGAAGGAGCUAGUCGUAAAUGGUUGAAAUUAAGGUGGAUUACGAAACUUCGUGAGCUGCUGAGCAAUGAAGGCUGGUGAAGAGAACUCGCCUGCUAAGUCUUCUAGACCUACUGGUUUGACUCAGGAAACACCAACUACCCCACUGUAUCCUGAUUGGACGGCUUCUAUGCAGGCAUACUAUGGUGCUGGAGCUACUCCAUCUCAUUUUUUCGCUUCUCCUGUGGCAUCCCAAGCUCCCCAUCCUUACCUAUGGGGGAGUCAGCAUCCUAUGGUACCACCAUAUGGAACUCCACUUCCAUACCCAGCUUUCUAUCCUCAUGGAGGACUUUAUGCUCAUCCUAAUAUGGCUGUGGGUGCGACUUUGACAAAUACAGAGGCUGAAGGAAAGGCAUCUGAUGGAAACGAACUGGGGUGUAUGAAAAAAUCCAAUGGAACUCCAGGAAUCACAGGUUUGAUAGGUAGCAAGUCUGGAGAAAGCGAAAAGGCAGCUUCAGCUUCUGGAAAUGAUGGCGCCUCACAAAGUGCUGAAAGUUAUAGUGACAGAUCAUCAGAAGCAAGUGAUGAAAAUGAUAACCAACAGGCAUCAUCUGCAACUAAGAAGAGAAACUUCAACCAGAGGCUUGCUGAUGAAGGUAAUGUGAAGAAUAACGCUGCUGUUCGCUACAAUUGUGAAAAUCCUUCAACCUUAGUUCAAGGGAAGCCCGUGCCAAAAACCAAUUUAAAUAUUGGUAUGGACUUCUGGAAUGCAUCUGCUGCUGGGGCCACACCUGUGAAAACAAGACUAAAUGCAUCUGGUGCCUCACCACUGGUGUCUUCUGCUACAAUGGUUGGGCGUGAAGGCAUAUUACAUGAUCAUCAGUUAUAUCAGGAUGAACGUGAACUAAAACGAGAAAAGAGGAAGCAAUCAAAUAGGGAGUCAGCAAGGAGGUCAAGAUUGCGCAAGCUGGCGGAAUGUGAGGAACUACAAGUAAAGGUGGAUAAGUUGAACAAUGAGAAUCAAACGAUGAGGGAUGAGAUGCAAAGGCUUGCCGAGGAAUGUGAGAAGCUCACAUCUGAUAAUAAUUCCAUAAUGGAGGAGCUGGCUCAGCUAUACGGACCUGAUGCAAUAUCGCUCUUUCAAGGUAGCCAUCACAAUGGAGCUCUCCAAUCAGUUGAUGGUGAUGACAACAGCCUUGGACCAGACACAUCAACAGAAAACAACUCCAACUCCAUAUCUGGUCAGAAUGGACAUUUCUCCAACGGAAAGCAUGAUUCUUAACACAGCACAAAAUUUUCUGUCUUUUUAGCUCUAAUUUAGAACACGUACCCACCUUUUAUUAUUAGUAUACUUCUAUGAAUACUUGCAUUGAGUUCGAUACUUCUUUGUAAAUCGUUGUGACUGAUUAGAUCAAUUCAAUGGUAAAAGGGUUUUCGGCA
This is a messenger RNA of Cornus florida, 1679 nucleotides long. Its product is annotated as G-box-binding factor 1-like. The transcript has 13 exons. Gene Ontology annotation, cellular component: nucleus. Lineage: Eukaryota; Viridiplantae; Streptophyta; Magnoliopsida; Cornales; Cornaceae. Gene Ontology annotation, biological process: regulation of DNA-templated transcription. Bases 328 to 1521 code for a protein of 397 amino acids. Gene Ontology annotation, molecular function: DNA-binding transcription factor activity; sequence-specific DNA binding. The record is from RefSeq and is a predicted model, not a curated record.